Molecule: messenger RNA, 6373 nt
Organism: Cricetulus griseus (Chinese hamster)
Lineage: Eukaryota; Metazoa; Chordata; Mammalia; Rodentia; Cricetidae
Source: RefSeq, a predicted model, not a curated record
UACUUUUCUUCCAAAUUUAAACUUGUUAAUUCUAUUGGCUGAGAAAGAUAGCCUAGGGCUAGGACCUAGAGGAAGGGAUUGCAAUAAGCAUAAGGACAGAGUCUAUUGGUGGAGGAUGCAAAGUACAUGGGGCCUCUUUCAUAGGGAUGUGUACUAUUCACUUCAGGACUAGGGCCCAAAGGAUAUUGGGGGGAUUCAGAUGGAGGCAGGCUCCUAAUGGAAUAGCAAAUGUUCUUCCUAGGCAUGAGCCUGCCCUUGGUCAGCCAGCUAGAGGACUCAGUUUAGUCUCUCUUUUUUUUUGUUUUAUUUUGUUUUGUUUUUGAGACAGGGUUUCUCUGUGUAGCUUUGGAGCCUGUCCUGACACUCACUCUGUAGACCAAGCUGGCUUUGAGACUCAGUUUAGUCUUAAUUAGCUUAAUAAAGCAUCUGUAAUUUUCUCAUGUGGAUUGUUUCUCCUGCAAUCCAACUACAAAGAUUUUCCAUAUCUCCCUCUCUGAGAUGAUAUACAGGUCCUUCGCUGAAGUUUUGCAUGAACUCAGGCUCUUCUGUUGCCUCCAUACACAGAAUUUACUGGUUGAAGUCCCUGAGUUUGUUUCUGAACUACUGGGAGAGUAGUUCAGAAGCUCAUCUAUUAACAUUUCCAGCCCACAGACAAUUCUUUCUGAUGUGGUGUUUUACAGUAAGAAUGACAAGUGGAAAAGUCCCUGUGACAAACACACAUUAGAAUGGGGGCCCUCAUCCUGAGGACAGUGCUUGUUGGAGUAGUUACUCUGUGUACUCCCUGCAUAGCUAUCAUCGCCAUGGGAUAUUUAAGAUCACAGUCAUCCUACAAGGAAACGCAAGAUUUUCAUCAGUUUUGUGCUCAAACUCUCUGGAGGAAUUACAGCAUGACAGCCAUCAGUAAUAGCAGUUCACUCUGGCAUUGGUAGCUUGACAAAGUAACUACUCUGGCUGUCCUCCCUAUCUUUGUGCCGUGUUAAGAAGCCACAACCCAGCUCUUGGAAGUGGGAGCUGGGCUCUUCUCCCUGUGUGCAAUGCUAAAUGAAUCGAAGAAAUCCAGCUGCCAGUGUGUCUAGUUUCUAGAAAGUCACUCUCUUCAACUGUGAGCUCUCCAGCUGUGUCCCUGGCUGUGAUAUUGCCGUGAGCUUCUUUUUAAACUUUCACAGAUAACAGAAUCUGUCACUGGAGUAGUGCUGUUAGAGAGACAGGAAGCAACCUCUCACUUGACUGAUGACAUUUUGAGCUGUCUCCAGCUGAAUUCUGGAACAAUGCAGACCUUGGCACUGUGGAUGCUCCCUCUACUCUGCAAAUUCAGCCUGGCAGUCCUGCCAGCUAAGCCUGAGAACAUUUCCUGCGUCUUAUACUUUGGCAGAAGUUUGACUUGCACUUGGAGUCCAGAGGAGGAAACGGGUGAUACCAACUACACUGUGAGGAUGACUUACUCCUUUGGAAAAAGCAGUUGCACUAAUCACACUACAAAGGCGUCACAUUCUUUUCUCCGUCCGUGUAUAGUAUUACCCCCAGAUAUCUGCACUGUUGAAGUAGAAGCUCAAAAUGGAGAUGGGAAAGUGAAAUCUGACAUCACAAGCUGGAACUUGGACCACAUACUGAAAACUGAACCACCUAUAAUUCUAAGUGUGAAUCCAAUUUCAAACCAAAUGUUCCAGAUAUGGUGGAAACCCUUGGAAAGGCUUCGUUUGUAUCAUCUAAGGUGCACACUUCGUUUCAGGACUGUUAACAGUACCCACUGGACAGAAGUCGAUUUUGAAGAUCAUGACUUGGUCUACAACCUCACAGGUCUUCGGGCUUUCACGGAAUAUGUUAUAGCUCUACGAUUCAGAACCAGCGAGUCAAGAUUUUGGAGCAACUGGAGUAAAGAAAAAACUGGGAUGACUAUGGAGGAAGUUCCACAUAUCCUGGACCUGUGGAGAGUCCUGGGACCAGCAGAUGUGAAUGGAGUGAGGAAGGUGCUAUUGCUGUGGAAGAAGGCAAAAGGAGCCCCAGUCUUGGAGAGAACACUUGGCUAUAACAUACAGUACUUUCCAGAAAACAGCACCAACCUCACCGAGAUAAACAAUGUCACUAAGCAGCGGUAUGAACUACUUCUGACGGGCCAGGCACACUGUGUGUCUGUGACUUCUUUUAAUUCUCUUGGGAAGUCCCAAGAGGCCAUCCUGAGGAUCCCGGCUGUUCAUGAGGAGACCAUCCAGUGCAUCGAAAGCAUGCAGGCCUACCUUGCUGAGCCCCUGCUGGUGCUGGAGUGGGAGAGCUCCAUUCCAGAGGUGGACACUUGGAUGGUGGAGUGGCUCCCAGAAACCACGGAGUCAAAGUUCUCUGCCCUUUCCUGGGAAUCUGUGUCUCAGGUCACAAACUGGACCAUAGAGCAAGAGAAAUUACAGCCUUCCAUAUGCUAUAAUAUAUCAGUGUAUCCAGUGUUGGGACAACAAGUGGGACAGCCAUAUACAGUCCAAGCUUAUGCCAAAGAAGAAGUUCCAGUAAGAGGUCCUGAGACCAGGGUGGAGAACAUCGGUUUGAAGACAGCCACAAUCGUAUGGCAAGAGAUUCCCAAGAAUAUUAGAAAUGGAUUUAUCAACAGCUACACUGUAUUUUACCAAGCUGAAGGUGGAAAAGAAUUCUCAAAGACAGUUAACUCCCAUGUCCUGCAAUAUGACCUGGAGUCCCUGACACGAAGGACCUCCUAUACUGUUUGGGUUGUGGCCAACACUGGAGCUGGGGGAGCCCGUGGGGAAACAAUAAACUUCAGGACCUCGUCAAUCAGUGUCUUGGAAAUUAUCCUCUUAACAUCUCUGGUUGGAGGAGGCCUUCUUCUACUUAGCAUCUUCACAGUGACUUCUGGUCUCAAAAAGCCAAACAGGUUGACUGGUCUGUGUUGUCCUGCUGUUCCCAACCCUGCUGAAAGUAGUUUAGCCACAUGGAUUGGAGAUAAUUUCAAGGGGAGAUCAAGUCCAAAGGAGUCUGAAAACUCUGGGAACACAGAAGACAGGGCCUUAAAACCAUGUUCUGUCCCUGCCGACCUCAUUGACAAGUUGGUGGUAAACUUCGAGAAUUUUCUGGAAGUUGUUUGCACAGAAGAAGCUAAAAAAGGUCAGGAGAGCAUUUUGGGAGGAGAGACAAAUGAGUAUGUUACCUCUCCGUCUAGGCCUGACUGUCCCCUGGGGGAAAGUUUUAAGGAGUCCCCAGUUUUAACUGAGGUUGCUCCUGGAGACAUCCACAACCAGUGUUUGGGAAUGACAGAAGAGACAUACACAGAAUUCAACGAGCAACCUCUGUCUUCCGAUCACAGUCCCGAACCAGAGCCUCUCUGUGAGGAGCAAGCUCCAAAUCCAUAUCUGAAGAAUUCAGUGACGACCAGGGAGUUUCUUGUGCAUGGAAAUAUCCCGGAGCACAGCAAGAGAGAAAUCUAAGUGCUGCUGUGAUGUGAGGCCCUCUGAGACUGAGUGGCUCCCUUCCCUAGCAAAGACAUCGAGACUUCCAGAAGCCCUCUUUGGCCCCUCCCUGUUCAUUUUGCUGCUAAGCUGCCUGGAACUUGGUGACACAGAUGUUAACUGGUGCCGAGAAGAAGAGAGUCCUUUACAGGGAAAAGUAGUCAUUUUGUUCUGAGCACUCUCACCCGGGCCCCUUGAGAUGAUGGCUUCGAGAGAAGGACCGAGCUUUGGAGCUUAAGGGACCCCCUGAGAUGGACUUGUCUAGUCUUAUUCCCAGGAACCGAGUUGCUCCUGCCAUUGUCAAAGCUUCCCUCAAGGUUCUUGAUUCUCCACCUUUUCCCACCUUGUCCCUGAGCAAUUUCUCAGAGGUCAGGAAGUGGAGUGGAUUCCUCAAAGUUUGCCAGGCUCCUCAGCCCUUCCUCCCUCUCAAGGGUCUUUAUCAGUGCCCUUCCAGGGACUCUUCAUCACCAACUUAUAUUUAGUUUAUUUUGCAACACUGGGGGGUUAAACCCAGAGGGUCUUGUUUGUGCUAGGCAACUGCUCUACCCUUCCCAUUCACCCCAAGGUUAGUACACAUUGACUGCUGGUACAUCAAGAAAUUUGAGAACUCUCCAGAAAGACACCAGCAUGGACUAUGGGCUAGGUAACAGAUCUGCCUGCUCUGUAAGCCGUUUCCCAGCUCUUGAUGCUCUUCUGUCUGUGCUAUUCCUGGUAGUAGAAGGCACCAAACAUUGUAGUGACUUUUGUUCAGAGACACCGCCCCUCACACUGGCUUGGAGUCCAGGAAUGCUUACUGAGUAGACCCUAAAAGGUCUCUUCCAGCCACGCAAAUCAGGGCCUGGGAACAUGCAGUGCUCAGCGACUCUAUUGCUGUGUCCUGAGGACCAUUGUGCUUUGCUAUAGCCAAGCACAGAACUUGUCACAAGAGAGAGGAGUCACCCUGGUGUAUUUGUUUAGUCCUGGGGAACUGUGUGGCUGUGCACAGUGGAUCAGGUCACUGGGAAGCUGAGAAAAUCACAGUGGGCUAGGUGAUGAGUGAGUGGCAGGAGGUACAAAGUCAUACACAGCCACCAAGCCUAGAAAAGUUUGAGUAGGCAGUGCUUGGAUUGCAGACAUAAAUUUCAUAAACCAUCAAUUCAUGUGUGCAAAUGCAUUGCUUUACUUUCCUCUAACUAGAAAUAAUCUCUAGCCCAAGACCCUGACAUUUCAAAAUAAUGAAAGACCAAUUCUCCUGUCAAGACUUGGCCUCCCCAGUCCUCCCUGGAACUGAAUCUGAGGAUGGCCAGGAAGGUAGCACCUGCAGGACUGCACUGGAAGUCUUCUCCAGUCAUUUGUUUAUCCACAUACAGUUUGAUCAGUAGACUCUGCCCUGUUGAAUCAUCAGCCACUUUUCUUGGUUGCAGUUUUACUUUGGGCACAGGAAGUCAAGGCUCUCUCCUUCCAUAGGCCAUUUAAGAUGUGAGUCCCUGUGUCUCAGUGGCUGUAGUUUUCCCCAAUCCUGCUCUUUGUCCAUGGUUUAUACAGUGACUUUUUAUAGAUUAGGAAAUCAGGGAGAGACAUGAGGGAGCCAGGACUCUCACUUAAGUCCCUUGUCUUGCUGGAUAGUGACUUAACAGAAGGGCUAUUUGCCCCCAGGGGGCUGCCCUGUUCCCUCACUGCUGUGUAGCUCUGCCACUCUCCUGGGAAUCUCUGACUGGGGAGGGAUAACCAGGGACAAUCCCACACCUCUUCUCUCAGAUCCUGUGGGAGGGAGGUUAGUGGAGCUGGCAGUCCCAAAGGGGUCAUGGGAAAAAGACAUGGUGAGGCUUUUGAAUCUAAAGCCCAUGAAUGGGGGUGGCAUGCACACACACGCACGCACACACACACACGCACGCACGCACGCACGCACGCACGCACGCACGCACGCACGCACGCACGCACGCACAUGAGAUGCCUUCUGCCUGCCCUGCUCCAUUACUGAUGGCAGCAGCAUCUUGGUGUUUUUUGCCCUGCUGUCCUGCCCCCUCCUCUGUUUCAUUUUAGUCUUCCUGGUUUGCCUCCAGUCCACCUUCCCCUCUUUCCAGGCUCUCUGAGCGGCCUCCAACUCUCUAUUUCUUUUCACUGCUUUCUUUGCUUCUCAGCCACCUUGUGCCAUACCCCAUAUUUACCUUUGUUGGGCAGGAUCAUUGAAAGCCCUGUGUUGUUCCAAGUGGGCCUCAGCUCUAGGGACAGUUGGUUUUCCUUUCACACUGAGUUUUUCAGGAGGAAUCACAGGAUGCAGGUUCAGAAGCCAUGCUGGCCUCUCCUGGAUCAAAGCACCACAUCCAUCCACUCUCAGCAUCCAGGGGGUUGCCUCCAUGAGUAGAGAAGGCCAUCUGUGUUUUCUCUUUACUGUCAAAGAAGAAGAAUGCCGGGAGGGCUCAGGGAAGUCAUUAAGUGGCAAACUCAGUAAGAAAUGAUGAAAUUCAUGAUAAAGAGCUUUCCAGGACCCUUGGAGCCAUGAAACAGCUAGAUUAAUGCCAUCCAUGGCCUUCCAUUUACAAUAAUAGAAAACAAUAGAAACCAAAAAGUGGUGCAUCCCAGGAGGCAGUACCAUGAAGAGCUGCAAUACUAGACCCCCCAAGGGGUGUGGUGGGGCUUAAGACGGGAGGGGUGAGAAAGGAAUUGCAGUAAGGAUCCCUCCCAGUGUGUGUGCAGCAUGUGCCUAACCACUGGCUCCAGCCCAUCAUCUUUCCAUCAAGCUCUUAGCUAUAGCAGAUGGCUAGGUAACCUGUAGUCCAAGAUUCUCAGACUGCGUCUCUUCCCAGACCAAUUUUGGUGCCGUUUGAAUAGAGCUAUAAGCUAAUAGUGAUGUUGGCAUUUUUAAAUGGUUGGAAACAAAAAUCAAUGGAAGAAUAUUUUAUGAUGUGAAAGUAUAUAAAAUUAAAUUUUCACUGCUUGCAAAUGAA